Messenger RNA from Fonticula alba, 843 nucleotides. RefSeq lists its product as hypothetical. Gene Ontology annotation, molecular function: nuclease activity. The record is from RefSeq and is a predicted model, not a curated record. The coding region runs from base 1 to 843 and encodes 280 amino acids. Lineage: Eukaryota; Rotosphaerida; Fonticulaceae. The transcript has a single exon.
AUGCUGGCCUCUUCCCUGCAGGCCAUCGUCGCUCUGCCGGUCGACAACUCCGAUGUCAUCGAGGUUACCGCCUGCAAGAAGCCCAGCAUCCCCCCCUUCAACUCGGCCACCUACUACAAGGACGCCCUGGCCGUCCAGAAGGACGCCAACCGCCUGCGCGCCACCCUGUCCAGCCUCCUGCACAAGGGCACCUACAAGCACAGCUACUCCUGCGUGUGGGACAUCCUCGACCAGGCUGACCAGGUCGCCGGCAGCCCCAGCCACGUCAACCUGAUCUACUCCCAGCAGUCCUUCCCCAAGUCCCAGAAGGACACCGGUGGUUCCGGCUCCUACUGGAACCGCGAGCACGUCUGGGCCAAGAGCCACGGCUUCCCCUCCGAGAGCAUGGUCGCCUACACUGAUGCCCACCACCUGCGUGCCUGCGAGAAGAACGUCAACUCCUACCGCGGCGACCGUGACUUCCACGACCAGGGUAGCCAGAUUUGCCUGAACCCCUACAAGGGCUCCCUCUCCGGCUGCAAGGCCAUCGGUACCUCCGCUUCCGGCACCUUCGGCCCGCCCAAGGGCAGCCGCGGUGAGGUCGCUCGUAUGAUCUUCUACAUGGAGGCCCGUUACACCGGCCAGUCUUCCAACACCCCGGCCCUCACCAUCGUCAACUCCGGCACUUCCUCCGGUCAGCCCCGCCUUGGUUACCUCUGCCGUCUGCUCGCCUGGCACCGUGCCGAGCCGGUCAACGCCCUCGAGCGCCAGCGCAACAACGUCAUCUACAGCUGGCAGGGCAACCGCAACCCCUUCAUCGACUACCCCGCCUGGGUUGAGACCCUCUGGGGCAAGAAGUGCUAA